This is a messenger RNA of Molossus molossus (Pallas's mastiff bat), 4342 nucleotides long. It is a transcript of the gene AHCYL2, whose product is annotated as adenosylhomocysteinase like 2. The transcript is spliced from 17 exons. The record is from RefSeq and is a predicted model, not a curated record. NCBI's taxonomy places the organism in Eukaryota, Metazoa, Chordata, Mammalia, Chiroptera, Molossidae. Bases 42 to 1883 code for a protein of 613 amino acids. Gene Ontology annotation, cellular component: cytosol. Gene Ontology annotation, biological process: L-methionine cycle.
UGGAGCUGGAGUCUGAGCCGGCGGUUGCAGUGGAAGCGGUGAUGUCGGUGCAGGUCGUGUCAGUAGCGGCUGCCGCGAAAGUGCCUGAGGUGGACCUGAAGGACCUGAGCCCUUCCGAGGCGGAGCCGCAACUGGGACUGAGCACGGCGGCCGUGAGCACCAUGGCCCCCCCGGCGGGCGGCGGGGACCCCGAGGCUCCAGCUCCAGCUCCAGCCGCGGAGCGGCCCCCAGCCCCUGGCCCCGGCUCCGGGCCCACAGCUGCCCUCAGCCCUGCCGCUGGGAAAGUGCCUCAGGCGUCGGCCAUGAAGCGGAGCGACCCUCAUCACCAGCAUCAGCGGCACCGCGACGGCGGCGAGGCCCUGCUCAGCCCCGACGGCACCGUUACCGAGGCGCCGCGCACGGUCAAGAAGCAGAUCCAGUUUGCCGACCAGAAGCAAGAAUUCAACAAACGUUCCACCAAAAUUGGACGUCGCUCUCUGUCUCGUUCCAUUUCUCAGUCAUCUACUGACAGCUACAGCUCAGCGGCAUCAUAUACAGAUAGCUCUGACGAUGAGGCAUCUCCCAGGGACAAGCAACAAAAGAACUCUAAGGGAAGCAGUGACUUCUGUGUCAAGAACAUCAAACAGGCAGAGUUUGGAAGAAGAGAAAUUGAAAUUGCUGAACAAGAAAUGCCAGCACUGAUGGCUCUGAGGAAGAGAGCACAAGGAGAAAAACCUUUGGCUGGAGCCAAAAUCGUGGGCUGCACACACAUCACUGCUCAGACUGCUGUGCUUAUGGAAACUCUGGGUGCUCUGGGGGCACAAUGUCGAUGGGCCGCCUGCAACAUCUACUCCACUCUCAAUGAAGUGGCUGCUGCUUUAGCAGAAAAUGGAUUUCCUGUCUUUGCCUGGAAAGGAGAGUCCGAAGAUGACUUUUGGUGGUGCAUUGAUAGAUGUGUGAAUGUGGAAGGCUGGCAGCCAAACAUGAUCUUGGAUGAUGGAGGGGAUCUAACUCACUGGAUUUAUAAGAAGUAUCCCAACAUGUUUAAGAAAAUCAAGGGCAUAGUAGAAGAGAGUGUAACUGGAGUUCAUAGGCUGUACCAGCUAUCCAAAGCUGGGAAACUAUGUGUUCCAGCCAUGAAUGUCAAUGACUCAGUCACCAAACAGAAAUUUGACAACCUCUACUGUUGCCGUGAAUCAAUUCUUGAUGGACUUAAAAGAACAACAGACAUGAUGUUUGGUGGAAAACAGGUGGUGGUCUGUGGCUAUGGAGAGGUGGGGAAGGGAUGCUGUGCUGCCUUGAAAGCCAUGGGCUCCAUUGUGUAUGUGACUGAGAUUGACCCCAUCUGUGCUCUUCAAGCCUGUAUGGAUGGAUUUCGACUGGUGAAAUUGAAUGAGGUCAUCCGACAAGUGGAUAUUGUUAUUACCUGUACAGGUAACAAGAAUGUGGUAACCAGAGAGCACUUAGACCGCAUGAAGAAUAGCUGCAUUGUUUGUAACAUGGGACAUUCCAACACGGAGAUUGAUGUGGCAAGUCUGCGGACACCAGAACUGACCUGGGAGCGAGUGAGAUCCCAAGUUGACCAUGUAAUAUGGCCUGAUGGCAAGAGGAUAAUAUUGCUGGCAGAGGGCCGUCUGCUGAACCUAAGCUGCUCCACAGUGCCUACAUUUGUGCUCUCAAUUACCGCUACUACUCAGGCUCUUGCCUUGAUAGAGCUUUACAAUGCUCCUGAGGGUCGCUAUAAGCAGGAUGUCUACUUGUUGCCCAAGAAAAUGGAUGAGUAUGUGGCCAGCCUACACCUGCCCACCUUUGAUGCCCACCUGACAGAGCUGACAGAUGAACAGGCCAAGUAUCUGGGACUCAACAAGAAUGGGCCCUUCAAGCCUAAUUAUUACAGGUAUUAAGUUCCUGUAACUCAAGCCAGAAGAAGUUUUAAGGAAUAGAACUACACUCCUAUACAGGAAAGAACCCAGCAAGCUGCUUCUCCAAUCAGCUGCUCGCCGUGCUCACCCUAUAUGUUAGGUUAUUUAUUUAUUAAAAUCUAGAAUCCUGUGCCUGUCACCUUGGCCCAGAGUGGUUACUGCCCUGAGGGCUAUGAGAGUCGCAGAAGACAGGCUGGGGAAUGAAAGAAAUGGGGUAACCAUUCCCAGUGUAUCUUUUGCAUUAUUCCCCAUUGACUAAAGCCUUAGCAGUGGUCAUUUUUCUCUUGACCAGGCUCAGGAGUUAGUCCAGGGAUUCCAGACUCCUUGUUUCCUGGAAUAAAAUUUCAAUAGCUGCCUUUCUCAGCUUUUGUUCAUCCCAAGUAAGGCCUUUUGGAAGCCACUGAAUUAACAUGGCCUGGGUUCCCAGCCCUGACCAUCGCUGUCACUGCCUUCUUUAUAAAAUGAUGAGAAAGAAGGAUUAUAAUGGCUUUGGCAAGCUACACCAAGAACUCAGCUGUGCCUGUGCUUACUGGGAGUCUCCUUUACCCAGGACUCCUGUCUUCUCCUUAAAUAUUUAUGUCUAUUUUAACACUUUCUGGUUCCAAGAGGAAUGUGUCUCCAUUAUUUCCUCAGCAGCUCUGAUAUUUGUCAGACAUUUGUUUUGCUGUCUUUCUACCCAAUUAACCUCUGCUCAGGAAGUGGGGAGCAGCCCGACUGGGACCCAUAGUUUUACUUCUUUGUUGUUGAACUGGAUAGUUUCCCAGGAAGCUCCCUCCAAACUGACACUGUCUCAGAAAUGUGAAACAUUGCUUCCUGAAACUUCCUCUUACUGCCUAAAACUACUUCUGAAACUGAGCAAGGAAAGGCAUACUUUCCAAGGGAUUUGGGGUGUAUGUCUUCGGAAAUGGGACAGGUCUAUUAGGCCCACAGCUUGACACCCUAAAGAAGCAGAAUGUGUUUGUCUCCUAGGAAGGUCUUUGCAGCUUAAUUGGCUAAACUGUACAGAGAUGACACUACAGAGUGUGUUCAGAUGAUCAAAGCUGGUUUGACUAGGUUGUACUUCAUCAGACAUUCAGCCAUUGAUGAAACUGAAAUCUAAUGUCUCUGCAAUUUGGUCUGUGGUAUUUCUUCUCUGUUGGGAUAUCUUUUUAUGUUCUGGUUUUUUCCACCUUAGGAGUCUGUAUUUCAGAAGUCGUUUCUUGAGUAACUCCAACAAUACAAACAAUUAGGAAUGUGAGCAGCCUGAUAUUUUAUGUCCCACCUAAGAGUUUGAUUUAUUUUAGAGACAGACCUGUUGGUUUUAGGGUUCCAUUGGAACCAGAUUGGUUCUAAGAGUUAAAAUCUAGAGUGGCCCUACAAAUCUUGAAUGAAAUGAGUCCCCCUUUCCCUUCCCAGCCCUAAUUAUACUCUCAGGUUUGUUUGUUUUCCUAUUUUUUCCUAUUCUCAUCUGCCUCAAACUCUCAAGACCAAGGUGACUCAAGAGAACACCAGACCACCCAUGAUCACUAUAACCUUCCCACUCUAAUCUUUCUCCCCAACCUGCACCUUCUCCAACUUACCCUGGUCUUCACAUAUACCCUCAGAGCUAGUCUGGAAGUUAUCUUCCUUUUGAAGGUAGGGAGAUGGACCUUAGAUAAAUGGCAAUUUGCCUCAUUAAAUACUAUAUAGGCUGGGCCCAUAGAGUCUGAUUCCUCAGAGACCAUAUGUCUUAGCAAGUACUGGAAAAAGGCCACAUACAUGGCUCUGUUCUUUCAUGAAGAUCACAAAUGCUAAAAAUUCCACUAGGCCAUUUAAUUUUUUCAUUUGUCUACCCAGUUCUGAUUUUUGUAUUCAUUGGAUACCUUUUGCCAAAGAUCCAGAUCUUUGUACUUUAUUGUACAUCCAGAGAAAAUUCCAUUAGGCAGAUAUCUGGACUCUAGCAUAUUAUGUUCUUAGGCCAAGCAUCAUAACCUGCUGUUUCUCAGCAAAGCCUGGCUCUCUAUGGAGCUCUCUGAUCCUGGCACUGAUCCUGACAGAGCAUACUCUGCCUUGCUAUGGUGAAGAAACCCAUUCCAAAUGAAAAAGGAGCCACACUGGGCUUCUGGGUUAGGUUGCCAGUGUUGCUGCCCAUAGUGAAGUGUCUGUCUCUGAGUUGCAGAUAACUUUUCCUUUCUCUCUGGGGAUCCUGUGUUAUCAAUCAUUAAGAAGAAGGAGGCACAGGCCUCCUGAGAAUUUUGUUUCUACCUUAAGUGUUGGAAUUUGGUCAUUAUUCCCUCUGCCCUUAGAAUCAGAGCAAGUGUGACUUCUUCCCUCAAGCUCUCACCUUAGAUGCAUCCUAGGUAUCUGGAAGCAUGAGAGAGAAGACUAAUUAUCUCUGUAUGUGGCCCAGCCCUGUGGGAAUACUUACCACUUUCCCGAUGAUGAAUUUGUGCUAGUUUUCAAGGUCCUUUUUUUUUUUUUUU